AUGCUCGCCUACGGCCUCGUCCUUCUCCUCGCAUCGGUGUCCGUUUCGGCGGCACCCAAGGCAGAUGCCUGCUCGCAGAUCGCUGGCGCCGUGUUGAAGUCCGCUACCGUCUCGUAUCCUGGUUCUGCCACAUACGACGCCGAUAUUGAACAUUGGGCAACGUCCAGCGAGCAGAAUUCAACUUGCUCCGUCGAGCCUGCUUCUGCAGAGGAUGUAUCCGCUAUCCUGAAGAUCGUUGGAUCGACGAAGACUCCCUUCGCCGUCAAGGGCGGAGGUCACAUCACCAACCAGGGCUUCUCCUCCACAACUGGCGUCCAGAUUGCUAUGACCAAGUUCUCAGACAUCACCCUCAGCGACGAUAAGGCGACGGUCAAGGUCGGCGCCGGCAACGUCUGGGACAACGUCUACUUGGCCCUUAACGGGACGGGUGUCAACGCACCGGGUGCUCGUGUUCCCGGGGUCGGCAUUCCUGGCUUUACCCUCGGUGGAGGAUACACUUUCCAGACUAGCCAAUACGGCCUCGCGCUUGACAACCUUGUCUCGUUCGAUCUUGUUCUCCCCACUGGCGAGAUCAAGACCGUCACAUCCAAAGACAAGGACUUGUGGUUCGCGGUUCGCGGCACAUUCAACAAUUACGGCAUCGUCACCAGCUUCACCUUCAAGACUCACCCUCAGACGGAGGUCUACGGCGGUCUGAUCCAGAUCGACGGCCAAUACUUCGACGAGUUGACCAAGGCGAUCGCUGAUUUCUCCGUCAACAACACCGACGGCAAGGCCUCCAUCCUGCCCGCGUACCAGUACAGCAACGGGAAGGCAUACUCAACUAUCACCGUGUUCUAUGACGCGCCUGAACCUCCCGCGGAUGCAUUCUUCGGUCUGCUUGAUAUCCCCACGACGUACUCGGAUAUGGGUACACGCUCGUACUACGACCUGCUCGAGGCGCAGUCACCCAUCGCGCCCAUUGCUCCUGGUGUGACGGCCAAGUUCGCGAGUGUGAACGUGUUGCAGUACACCCCAACGCUUCUCGAGACCUUCAGGAACUUGACCACCUACUACGGCUCUUCCCUCGCCGCCAACGACUCGACCUUCCUCUGCUCCUUCUACGUCGAACCCUUCGACGAGACUCUCUACUCCCACGGCUCAGACUCGGCCUACCCUCCCGACCGCUCGCGCCCUCUCCGCCCCAGCAACGUCUUCUUCUACUUCACCGACACCACCCUCUACGACUUCUUCCACGACAAGCAGAACGAGGCUACCAACACCAUCCGCGCUGCCGCUGAUGCCGAGGGGCAGGACGUCGGCUCUGCGUUCCAGUACUCGAACUAUGGUCUCGAGGAGUUGACGCCGGAGCAGCUUUGGGGAAGCAAUGCUGCGAGGUUGGCGCAGAUCAAGAAGACGGUCGAUCCGAAGAAUGUUAUGGGUCUUGCGGGCGGGUACAAGGUAUAG
Molecule: messenger RNA, 1446 nt
Organism: Peniophora sp. CBMAI 1063
Lineage: Eukaryota; Fungi; Basidiomycota; Agaricomycetes; Russulales; Peniophoraceae
Source: the annotation of a GenBank genome assembly